Messenger RNA from Cuscuta epithymum, 925 nucleotides. NCBI's taxonomy places the organism in Eukaryota, Viridiplantae, Streptophyta, Magnoliopsida, Solanales, Convolvulaceae. The record is from the annotation of a GenBank genome assembly.
CCAAACUGACCCUUUAUCCCAUUUGAAAAUGGAACAAAGGCGGUAUAGUAAAGAAUCACACGUUCAAUAAAUACAGGUUAAUGCCUUUGUGUGGCAAGCGUCGAGAAAAAGAUCAUUCCUAAAUUUUUUCAUCAAAGUCAACUUCAGGACCAGCUUUCGGCAAGAAGAGAUGGCAGCGACGGCGGCGGCGUCAACACCAAUUGCAGAAGAGGGACAAGUUAUCAGCUGCCAAGCCAAGGGUCACUUGACCAAUUACAUCGAGAAAGGCAAAGAGAGCAACAGACUGGUGGUGGUAGAUUUUACGGCAUCUUGGUGCCCGCCUUGUCGCUUCAUUGCCCCAAUACUAGCCGACUAUGCAAAGAAGCUGCCCCAUGUGAUAUUCCUCAAGGUGGAUGUGGAUGAAGUUGAGGAAGCUGCUAAAGAAUUCGAGGUUGAGGCCAUGCCAACUUUUGUUUUCCUCAAAGAUGGAAAGGUGGUGGAUAGGGUUGUGGGUGCUGAGAAAGUUAAGCUACAAAUUGCCUUAGAUAAGCACGCUGCACAAGCUUCUGCCUAGAGGGCCUAAUAUCAUAUAACUUUCUGUCCAAUUGAAGAACAAAAAAUGAACCCAUCGACUUUCUGCUCUGUUCUGUCUUAACGUUGUUUCAUCAAGUACUCCAUGAUAAUAAUGAUUACUACAACUGCUUUUCACAGUUAAGUUUUAAUGUUUUCAUGUUAUGUGGUUUCCCACAUUGCUGCAUCACUGUAUCAAGUCAUGCUAAGCUAGUAAGCUCUUGUUUUGAUGAUUUGGUUUUAAGAUGCAAUGGCUCUCAGUUUUACUUUUUCUUUAUGGUUCUACGGAUGUUUGCAUUAUUGUUGUUCGGUUGCUCAUAUAAUGAAAUAAGUCAAUGCCCAAUUUUACUAUCAAAAUCUGGGAAAAUAGGCUAAA